Messenger RNA from Parascedosporium putredinis, 1050 nucleotides. The record is from the annotation of a GenBank genome assembly. NCBI's taxonomy places the organism in Eukaryota, Fungi, Ascomycota, Sordariomycetes, Microascales, Microascaceae.
AUGAGCCGCCAAAUCUUCCUCACAACAGUCCCCCUCCGCGCAACGGACAAUCGCGAAACCCACCCAGCACAGAGGAUCUCGAAGUCCCAGAGGGCCCACUACCAAGUCAUCCCCGACCAGCGCAUCCCGAUCUGGCGGCAUGCCUUCCAUCGUUGUAAAAAGGAGCCUGGCUCGCCCGAUAUUCCCGCCCCACGCCAUCGCCCGAGAAAACUCGAUCUGUCCAAGGGCGGUCAGUCAAACCACGGAGGCCCCCGGCCCCUUACCGCGAGAGAUAACCUCGGGAUACAAGAGGUUGGCAUCGCGUGCUUGUCGCCUGGCUUCGUCACCCAAGACCCCGUUAUGAAGGAACAGCUUCAGCGUAGCAUGUCGGUGCGCGAGCAACAGCGCCACAUCAUUGAAGCGAGACUACAACAGCAGUCGGCCAAGGGCGACGGCCCAAUUGACAAGGACAACUUUGCCGCCAAAACUCCUGGCAUGUCGAGGAGGAACAAGGCGCCCCCAGGCCUCUCCAUCGUCGCGCCGUCUCACGAGCAUUUUGCCAAUGAGCGCGUAAUACAAUCCGCUCCCCUCAACCAAACCUUCACUGGCAUGCACAACCCUCACCCGUUGACGAGGCACAUUACCAACCAGCCGUCCAAGCUCUCCAACACCUCCCACAUCCACCACGUCCCCGCUAAUCAGACAAAUAAUCGCCUGCCACCCAUUCACGAUGUGUUCGGCCAGGGUCUCCCCCACCUCCCGAGUCCGCGACUCACAACCUCUACCCCGCCCAGCACAGCGCGAGAGCCCCUCUGCCUUCUCCCGGGCACGCGCCUCCCCGCCGCCCCAUGCGCCGUCCUCUGCCCAGCACCCACCGACGCCAGCCGCAGUUCAAAACGACGAACCCGAGCCGAGUACGAGGAAGGUCACAGCCCUCCUCUCGGGAACGGUCCUUCCACCCGCCGCCCCGGGCCCUUUGGCUACGGCCGCGACAGCCCCGAAACUCAACGGGCCAAGCGAGAAGAGUUCUUGCGGUUAUGCGAAAGGGCUUGGGACUUGUUCCACUCUUAG